AUGGCCGACUCAGUAAAGUACGGUGGCGUGCUUGACGCACACCGCACCACGAUCAAGGGGUGGGAGUUCUCGCGCGUCGUAUCCGAGACCGAGCCGGACGUUCAGGAGGAGUGGGCACAGUGCAAGGUCCCGACUAGCGUGCAGGUCGAGCUCAUCAAGGCUGGCAAGAUUAGGGACCCGUACAAGGGCCUUAAUGAGUGGGACUGCCAGUGGAUCCAUGAGUCCGCCUGGACGUUCCGUACGACCUUGCACGCCACGGCAGCCCAACUCGCGGCCCCACACGCCGACCUCAUCCUGGAUGGCCUCGACACAUACUGCACCGUCGUGUUGAACGGUGAAGAAAUUGCCAAGACGGACAACAUGUUCCUCUCACACCGGCUGAGCGUAACUGGGCAGUUGAAGGAAAGCAACACGCUCGAACUGCGCUUCGCUGCUCCCCUUCUCGAAGCGAAGAAGGAGGAGGCUGCCAACGGUGGUCCCAUGGCUCUCUGGAACGGCGACAGUUCGCGCCUCUACUCUCGCAAGGCGCAGUAUGGAUGGGGAUGGGACUGGGGACCCGUGAUCAUGACCGUCGGCCCUUGGCGACCAAUUUAUCUCGAAACGUAUGGAGUGCGGCUGGCCAACUUGCGCGUCGAUACCACCUUGGGACAGCGGGAUGGUAAAUGGGAUGCCGCUAAGCUCAGCGUGCCCGAGCUCGACGUGGUUCCUGCUAUGCCUGCUGGUGCCAAGCUCGCGUACACCCUCACAGACGCUUUGGGUAACGUCAUCAAGUCCGAGGUCACUGCCAAGCCCAAAUGGGACCUGACGGGCAAGGUCGACGCAUGGUACCCUAUCCACUAUGGUGCGCAGCCACUCUACUCGUUGGAGGUUGCGCUGCUCGACCGCGAUGGCACCGUCAUCGCGCGCACCGCCCAGCGUACCGCCUUCCGCCACGUCGAGAUCGUGCAGGAGCCUCUACCCGAUGCGCCGGGCACCUCAUUCCUCUUCGAGGUCAAUGGUGUGCGCGUCUUCUGCGGCGGCAGCAACUGGAUCCCGGGUGACAAUUUCCUCACUGAGAUGCCAGAGAGCCGGUACCGCGCAUGGGUCGACCUCCUUGUGAAGGGCAACCAGAACAUGCUCCGUGUCUGGGCUGGCGGCAUUUACGAGGCCGAGGCGCUGUACGACGCGUGCGACGAGGCAGGCGUGCUCGUGUGGCAGGACUUUAUGUUUGGCUGUGGCCUGUAUCCAUCGUACGACAAGAUCAACGCUAGCAUCAAGGCCGAGGCCGAGCAGGCCGUACAGCGCUUGCGGACGCAUCCUUCCGUCGUCAUCUUUGCCGGCAACAACGAAGACUACCAGGUCGCCGAGGAAAAGAAGGUCGUCGACUAUAACGACAACAGUGGGGACUACAUGCACACCAAGUUCCCGGGACGGCACAUCUACGAGAUCCUCCUCCCCGAGGUCGUCGAACGCUGCUCCGACAUCUUCUACUGGCCCUCUUCUCCUUAUGGCGGUAAGACCAGCGGUGAUCUGACAGUCGGCGACGUGCACCAGUGGAACGUGUGGCACGGGACACAGGAACCGUGGGCCAACUGGGACAUGCUGGCGGGCCGCUUCGUCUCCGAGUUUGGCAUGCAGGGGUACCCGAACAUCCGGACAGUGAACGAGUGGUUCGAGAAGGGGCAGGAAGACCAGGCGUUCCCCCAGAGCCGGAUCAGCGUAAACCACAAUAAGGCGGACGGAUUUGAACGCCGCCUCGAACUCUACCUCAUGGAGAACUUCCGACACGCCUUCGACAUGCCCUCGUACGUGUACUACACGCAGGCGAUGCAGGCUGAGACGCUCGGGGCCGCGUACCGCCUCUGGCGUAGGAAUUGGAAGGGCCGCGGGCGCGAGUACACCUCUGGCGCACUGGUAUGGCAGAUCAAUGACUGUUGGCCGUGUGUGUCGUGGGCCAUUUGCGACUAUUACUUGCGGCCCAAGCCGGCAUUCUAUACCAUCGCCCGCGAAAUGCGCACCUACACAGUCGGCAUGGCGCGUAAAGAGGUGCGCACGAACUCUCCUGGCAGCUUGGCACACUACACGAUCGAGCACGAGCUCGAGCUGUGGGCGUGUAACUCUACUCUACACCCCAAGGCUGCGACCAUCGAAAUGGUGAGCUUUGACCUCGACGCUGGUGAACUCGACCGCCGGACAUUCGACGUCGAGCUUGCCUCCAACGCCAGCACCGAGGUAUGGAAGGGCACGGUCCCGGGCCAGCCAACGCGCACCUCGCUCGCCCAAGUUCCAAGGCCCAUUGUCGUUGGUGCUCGCCUGAUUGCCAACGGACAGGUGUUGGCCCGCUACGCCAACUGGCCUGAACCAUGGAAGUAUCUCACGUUCCCGGACCCAGGUCUCAAGAUGGUGGUCAAAGGGGACGAGGUCUCGGUCUCGGCCGAGAAGCCGGUCAAGGGUCUUGUGCUUGAUGUCGAGGGCGACGAGUGCGAGUGGAGCGACCAGGCGCUCGACCUCAUGCCUGGCGACACGCAGGUUGUCGUCGCAAAGGGACUGAAUGGGCGUGAGGUCAAGGCGCGGUACAUUGGCGACGGGUCGGCGUGA
Molecule: messenger RNA, 2577 nt
Organism: Cutaneotrichosporon cavernicola
Lineage: Eukaryota; Fungi; Basidiomycota; Tremellomycetes; Trichosporonales; Trichosporonaceae
Exons: 2
Coding region: 1-2577 (858 amino acids)
Biological process (GO): glycoprotein catabolic process
Molecular function (GO): beta-mannosidase activity
Source: RefSeq, a predicted model, not a curated record